Molecule: messenger RNA, 1513 nt
Organism: Cajanus cajan (pigeon pea)
Lineage: Eukaryota; Viridiplantae; Streptophyta; Magnoliopsida; Fabales; Fabaceae
Product: Ribonuclease P protein subunit P38-like protein
Source: RefSeq, a predicted model, not a curated record
AGCAAACGACAAAAAGCUUUUUCGCGACUUCUGAAACUACACACAACCAAACGCUCGCAGUCGCAGAAACGAAACCCUCGUGGCAAUGGCGGAAGAAGAGCCUCACCAGAAGCUCUUCCGCUCCUACAUGGGCCUCAGCUUCUCCAUGUCCCUCGCGCUCCUCGCCAACACCUCCGUCCCCGCGCUGCAGGCCAAGGUCCGCGCCCUCUCCCUCCGGGCCGCCGCCGCCGAGGAUGAGCUCCGCCAGAUGAAGUCCCGCCGCCACGAGGACUCCAAGGCCAACGCCCGCGUCGUCGAGAUCUUCGCCUCUCACCGCAACGCCUGGCAGGCCGAGGAGAAGCGCCUCCUGCACCAGAUCGACGCCGCCGCCGACGAGAUCGCGCGCCUCCGCCGCCGCGUCGCCGACCUCGAGGACGCCUCCGCCCGCGCCCACAAGGAGCUCGCCGACCGCGACGAGAUGAUAGGGUUCAUGUCAAGGAGGAUCGAGGAGGAGGGAUUCGGUGGGACGGAGCUCCACGGUAAGAAGAGUAGAGAGUGGGAAGAGGAAGAGGACAUGGUGGGGUCCACUAGGCACGUCGAAGAGGAGGAGGAGGAGGAGGAGGAGGAGCAGCUUGAGGUUAUCUAUGAACAGCAUACUCACCAGUUUGGGAACAAUGCCUUUGAUUCUGACUUUGUGGCUUCUGCUUCUAAGUUCUGGGCUGAGAAACCCUCGCUGUGGCAGGAUGUACAGUACGAAUCCCUUGAAUCAAUGUAUAAUGCAAAGCAUUUUGUUGCAAGAAGGGAGUCUCCGUGGAAGGUAGAUGGUGAUUCUGCCGGAGUUUCCUCUAAACUUAAAUUACUUGAACAGGAGUUAUUGAAUCUGGAGAAGAUUGGUAAGAAUGAUCCAUCCAAGGUGUCAUCCUUGAUUAAGAAGCAGGCAAAGAGAUAUCAAGCGCUUUCAGAAAAAAUCGAUGAUUUGUGCAGCAGAAUAGCUAAUGAUCCGACCGAGUCCUCUCUCAGUUCAGAAUUUCAAACCCAAACUCAAACAGAGUUUUUACUGGAAGCAUAUCGACUUCAACAGGGGGCAUCGGAAACAGGACAGAAGCUAAUGGCUUUGCAAACUGAAAUUGGGAAGAGCCAUUACAGGGAUGACUUGAUAGGUGAGACCUCAUUGACCACAAGACGGUCUCUGGACUCUAUUAGGAACAACUUCAAAGAAAUCCAGCGAAACCUGGAGAUAUGGUUGGCCAGAAUUAUUGGUGAUCUCGAGGGGAUUCUGUCAAGGGAAGGUGCAUCUCGUGUAAGAGAAUAUUAUAUUUCUAGAUAUCCUUUUGUUCAAUAGAAUCUGAGAGGCUGGUAGCUGUAGGAAAGCCUCACCUCUUAAGCUAACAAGUUAUCUCUUGUGGGUAUGUAUAUUGUUUCAAUUCAUAAAAGUGGUAGUUGGAUAUCCCUGUGAAAUGAAAUCAUACCGCUGCUGCUUGUGUUGGCAUCUUAAAUAUAUUCUUCCCUCCCCCACGUGGGCAUCCAUCUUAAA